AUGAGAUCUGCAUUUUUAUUUGUUGAAAAAUAUGUUGCAGAGAAAUUUGGUCAAUAUCAAGUAUGUCAAAUUAUCAUGAUAACUGAUGGUAAAUCUCCAGAAGAAAAAGCACCAUUAUCACCAUCUUCAUCACAAACAGAUUCAUACAAAUUUCAAAAUGAAUUAUGGAAACUUCAUAUAAUUUGUUUAUCAGAUAUUGUUCUAAACAGCAACAAAAAAGCAACAUGUUUUACAAUAGAAAUUAAUCAUGUUUUACAAGGAUAUAAGGAAUUAUUGAAUAGGAUAUUGCCAUUGAAAAUCACAAAAAAUCACCCUAAAGGUGAUUACAUACUUGAUAAAGGGGGUGCCUUUUGGUAUUUGCCUUAUCCACAAACUAAUGCUUCUAUUGAGAAUGUUAUAAAUGUUAUGUUGGACAAAUAUUAUUUGCCCAGAAAAUUCACACUCAUAUGUGGUCAAUUUACAUUUCCCAUAAAAAUUUAUCCAUUAAUUCAUGUUUUAGAUGAAGAAGAUGUUCAGCUAAUGUCAAUGAUAACAAUAGUGGGAUUUAAAUCAAAAAAAGAACUUUUUGGUGAACCAACUCGAUAUCGUUUUGGGUUAUUUUUAGAUCAAGAUAAUAAUAACAAUGAUGACAAUGUAAAUGUUGAAAAAGAAAAGAUGGAGAUAGAGAAUGAUGUUGACAACAACAAGAACCAAAAUGAUUAUUUUCAUUUACUUUGCUUGGAAAAUCAUCACAAAUUGUUAAGCCCUUCUUCUCCUCCUUCAACAAAUCAACACCCAAAAAGUUACCUAACUGAUAAUAUUAAAUUACCACAACCUGAAUAUAUUGAUACUUUAUUUAAUAGGGUUAAAAAAUAUAUUAAUAAUUUACCAAACGAAGAUGACGACCAACAGCAGAAAGUGGAGGAGGUUGUUAUGACAGUAAAAGGAAAACAACCAGCAUAUUUUCCUUCAUUACCAACAUCAACAGCAACAAAAAGUGACAAUAAUAGUAAUGAUAGUGGGCCCAGUUCAGGUUCUCGUGAAGAAUCUUCGUCACAUAGUAGUAGAUCUAAAAUUUCUUUAAGUAAUUUGUUAAAUUAA
Molecule: messenger RNA, 1080 nt
Organism: Entrophospora sp. SA101
Lineage: Eukaryota; Fungi; Glomeromycota; Glomeromycetes; Entrophosporales; Entrophosporaceae
Source: the annotation of a GenBank genome assembly